Messenger RNA from Aplysia californica (California sea hare), 939 nucleotides. Its product is annotated as soluble guanylate cyclase 88E. NCBI's taxonomy places the organism in Eukaryota, Metazoa, Mollusca, Gastropoda, Aplysiida, Aplysiidae. Gene Ontology annotation, biological process: cGMP biosynthetic process; nitric oxide-cGMP-mediated signaling; response to oxygen levels. The record is from RefSeq and is a predicted model, not a curated record. Gene Ontology annotation, cellular component: guanylate cyclase complex, soluble. Gene Ontology annotation, molecular function: oxygen sensor activity; guanylate cyclase activity.
AUCCUGCACCACACCAACAACGUGUUCCAGCUGGUGAGCAAGACACGUGCGUCGGACAAUGACGUGGUGGAAGAUGGCGGGGGAGAGACACAGGACUCAGACCUCAGAAAGUCCCGGAAGACCAGCAAGGGAGACAAGGAGGACACAGAGAGCACGACGUCACAGAUCAAUCUGCUACAGCUGAAGGGACAGAUGAUGUACAUGUCGGAGUGGGACUGCAUCAUGUUCCUGGGCACACCUAUAAUGAGCUCCCUUGACGACAUGUUUAAGAUCGGCCUCUACAUCAACGACCUCAGCAUGCACGACUCCAGCAGAGACCUGGUUUUGGCGGGAACUCAACAGUCGGCGGAACUGAAGCUAGCUCUAGACCAGGAACAAGAGAAGAGUCGUCUGCUGGAACAAAGCAUGGUACAACUGGACCAGGAGAUGCAGAAGACGGACGCUCUGUUGUACCAGAUGAUCCCAAAACCUGUGGCCGACAGGCUGAGGAAGGGAGAGCCUUCAGUGGAGACUUGCCAGUCUAUGCUCAACGCUAUGUACACAGAGUUUGACCAACUGAGCGAGACACACAGUGUCUACAAGGUGGAGACAAUCGGUGACGCGUACAUGGCGGUGUCCGGAGCGCCGACAGUGACCAAGUACCACGCCCUGCAUAUGUGUGACAUGGCCCUGGACAUGCGCGACUCCAUGCAGCACCUCACCAACCCCGCCAACAACGACAGUAUGAAAAUCCGGAUAGGCGUUCACACGGGAACCACUGUGGCAGGCGUGGUAGGCAUAAAGAUGCCUCGGUACUGUCUCUUCGGGGAUACCGUCAAUACAGCUUCUCGUAUGGAGACGAGUGGAGAGGCGAUGAAGAUUCACAUCAGCGAAACGACAAAGUUAGAGCUAGACGGAUACCCUUAUGACGUGGAGGAGAGGGGUUCCAUCCAGGUCAAG